AUGAACACAAAAGUUGAAGUUACACAGCUGGAGCCAUACAUACUUAAAGGCUCGAUCAAGGUUAUCGACAGGUUCUUUUCUGUGCCCUUGGAUUACGCCAAACCGGAUGGUCAGCUUAUCCGAAUAUUUGUGCGCAACCUUAUUCCUCUGGGUGAAGCCAAAGGAUCCAGCACAGACGCCGCAGAGUCAGAUUUGCCUUAUCUCUUAUAUUUGCAAGGUGGCCCGGGAUUCGGUGUCAACCUAUCUCUCAGCGCGGACUUGGGAAAUGCGGCUGAAUAUAUGAGCAAGCUUCAUAAGAGAAAAUAUCAGACCCUUUGGCUUGACCCUCGUGGGACUGGUCUCAGCACGCCAAUAACGGCGGACAUCUUUCAAGACAUGCAGAUGGACGAUGACGCUAUUGCCAAAUAUUUCAAACACUUUCGCGCGGAUAACAUUGUCAGGGACUGUGAGACCAUUCGGCACUUUCUCCUCGACAACAAGAAAGAUCCCGAAGCGCGCAAAUGGACAAUCUUAGGGCAAAGUUUCGGAGGCUUCUGUGCCGCCACCUACCUUUCGUUCCACAGUGAUGGCUUGAAAGAGGUGUUCAUCGCUGGAGGCAUCCCACCCAUGGUUGACUGUCCCGACGCAGUUUACGAAGCCCUCGUUUUUUAUGUAGUGAAGGUGGAAGAGCGAAACAAAGUUUACUACGGAAAGUAUCCCAAAGACGUUCAAAAUGUUCGUCGGAUCUUGAGUUUCCUAGCAAGCAACAAUGUCGUUCUUCCGAACGGCGGGAAUUUGACGGUCUCGCGUUGGCUGCAGCUCGGGAUGCAAUUUGGGUCACAUGGCGGCAUUGAUCGGGUUCACCAGCUUGUGUUCCGAGCAAUCACGGACUUGGACACGCUUGGGAAGCUCUCAUACGGACUUCUUGACAGUAUACAGGGAGCGCAGAGCUUUGACACCAACCCGAUCUAUGCAGUGCUUCACGAGCCUAUCUAUUGCCAAGGGAAGAGGGCGGGCUGGUCUGCACAUUGCGUGAUCCAGAAGAACGAUAGGUUUGUUUGGGAGAAAGUGAAGCUCAUGCCCGAUGAUGUCGCCGUAUAUUUCACCGGGGAAAUGGACUGGCCUAUGUUGUACGACAAAGAGACCCUGAAACAGAAUAAAGUCAAAGUAAACGCUGCAACGUAUGUCGACUUUGGUCUUGUGCAGCAGACAGCGUCUGUUGUCGGCAACGUGGAACAAUUCAUCACCAAUCAGAGUUUCCAUGACGGUAUACGCAAGAACAUGGAAGGCGUUUUGACUACCCUUUUUGAACUGUCUAAACGAGAGCGCGACUAA
Suillus clintonianus is the source of this 1314-nucleotide messenger RNA. Its product is annotated as alpha/beta-hydrolase. The record is from RefSeq and is a predicted model, not a curated record. NCBI's taxonomy places the organism in Eukaryota, Fungi, Basidiomycota, Agaricomycetes, Boletales, Suillaceae. The transcript has 14 exons. The coding region runs from base 1 to 1314 and encodes 437 amino acids.